Molecule: messenger RNA, 1080 nt
Organism: Colletotrichum graminicola M1.001
Lineage: Eukaryota; Fungi; Ascomycota; Sordariomycetes; Glomerellales; Glomerellaceae
Product: NADH:flavin oxidoreductase/NADH oxidase
Exons: 2
Coding region: 1-1080 (359 amino acids)
Molecular function (GO): NADPH dehydrogenase activity; FMN binding
Source: RefSeq, a predicted model, not a curated record
AUGGCCGACUCAAAGCUCUUCAAACCCCUGCGGGUGGGCAACACCACCCUCCAACACAGGAUCGUCAUGUCGCCCCUCAGCAGGUUCCGGGCAGACCCCGAGACGCACGCGCCCCUCCCGAUGGCCACGGAGUACUACGCGCAGCGGGCGUCGGUGCCCGGCACCAUGAUCAUCACCGAGGCCACUUUCGUCUCCCGGCAGGUCGACGGCUACUCGUUCGCCGGCUUCCACCACACGCCCGGCAUAUACACCCGGGAGCAGGUGGCGGCCUGGAGGGAGAUCACCGACGCCGUCCACGCCAAGGGCAGCUUCAUCUGGAUGAAGCUGUGGGGGCUGGGCCGCGUGGCCGACCCCGCGACGGCGCGCGCGCGCGGCGUCGCCGUCAAGGGCCCGAGCCCGAUCGCCGAGGGCGACGGGGCGCCCGCCGGCUUCGACGGCGUCGAGCUGCACGGCGCGAACGGGUACCUCAUUGACCAGUUCCUCCAGGACCGGUCGAACCAGCGGACGGACGAGUACGGCGGCAGCGUCGAGAACCGGGCGCGCUUCGCCGUCGAGGUCGCCACGGCCGUCGUCGCGGCCGUCGGCGCCGACAUGGUCGGCGCCCGCUUCUCGCCGUGGUCGACCUUCCAGGGGAUGCGCAUGGCGGACCCGGUCCCGCAGUUCGCGCACGUCGCCCGGGCGCUGAGGGGUCUGGGGCUGGCGUACCUGCACCUCGUCGAGGGCCGCGUCGACGGCAACGCCGACAGGGAGACCACGGACAGCGUGCAGUUCAUGAUGGACGCCUGGGACCGCGCGUCCCCCGUGCUCAUCGCGGGCGGUUUCGACCCGCAGAGCGCGAGGCGGGCGGUGGACGAGGAGCACAGGGAUGCCGAGGUGGCCGUGGGUUUCGGCCGCUGGUUCAUCUCGAACCCGGACUUGCCGUUCAGGAUCGAGAAGGACAUUCCGCUCACGCCGUACAAGCGGGAGACGUUCUAUGCCGAUACGGAGGAAGGUUACACAGAUUACGCCUUCAGCCACGAGUUUGUCGAGAUUGAAAAGGUACACGGGAACCCACUUGUGGCUUCUGCUAUCAGCGCAUAA